Messenger RNA from Callorhinchus milii (elephant shark), 1978 nucleotides. It is a transcript of the gene pdia3, whose product is annotated as protein disulfide isomerase family A, member 3. Gene Ontology annotation, cellular component: cell surface; endoplasmic reticulum. Gene Ontology annotation, biological process: protein folding; response to endoplasmic reticulum stress. Gene Ontology annotation, molecular function: protein disulfide isomerase activity. The record is from RefSeq and is marked provisional. Lineage: Eukaryota; Metazoa; Chordata; Chondrichthyes; Chimaeriformes; Callorhinchidae.
CUCUUUCCGCUUCGACUGAGUGCGGUGCAGUGGGGAGGACGGGAGAGGAGGAGGAAAGAGAAAGAGAGAGAGAGAAAGAAAGAAAGAAAGAAGGAAAGAAAGAAAGUAAAAAGAAAAGGAAGAAAACCCCCCUCCCUCUCCCCAACCAACAGCACCUUCUUUUCCUCACGAUGCUUCCCUCGCGGCCGCUGGCCCUGCUCCUGCUCCUGGCCUGCACUCUGGGGCCCUUCGCCCCGGUCCUGGCCAGCGAUGUGCUCGACCUGACCGACGGCGACUUCCAGGAGAAGGUGGUGGACCACGAAUUGAUGCUGGUCGAGUUCUUCGCUCCCUGGUGUGGACAUUGCAAACGCUUGGCUCCAGAAUAUGAAUCUGCUGCUACAAGGUUGAAAGGAAAAGUUCCUCUGGCUAAGGUUGACUGCACUGCGAAUACAGAAACAUGUAACAAGUUCGGGGUCAGUGGCUACCCAACCUUGAAGAUAUUCCGCGAUGGUGAAGAAUCUGGUGAUUAUGACGGACCCAGAACAGCAGAUGGAAUCGUCACCACCCUGAAGAAGCAAGCAGGACCCAGCUCUGUAGAAAUUAAAACCGCUGAAGAAUUGGAACUCUUUAUUAAUGAUAUCGAUGGCUCUGUUGUUGGUUUCUUUGCGGAUUCCAGUAGUGCUUCCCAGGCAGAAUUCACUAAAGCAGCAAACGCGCAGAGGGACAACUAUCGAUUUGGGCAAACCAAUUCAAAAGACUUACUUCAGCAGUACCAAAUUGAUGAUGAGGCUGUUAUCUUGUUCCGCCCUCCAAAACUGGCAAACAAGUUCGAGGACAGCAUUGUGAAGUACACGGAAGGGAAGUUCACCAAUGCAAAACUCAAAAAAUUUAUUCAGGAAAACAUCUUUGGUAUCUGCCCCCACAUGACAGAGGAUAACAAAGAUCAGAUGAAGAACAAAGAUAUGCUCGUGGCUUAUUACGAUGUAGACUACGAGAAAAAUCCUAAGGGUUCCAACUACUGGAGAAAUAGAGUUAUGCUCGUUGCCAAGAAAUUCCUGGAUGCUGGUCAGAAGUUGCACUUUGCUGUUGCCAGCCACAAAUCCUUCAGCCACGAUCUCUCAGAAUUCGGCUUGGACAGUGCCUCUGGUGAGGUUCCUGUGGUGGCGAUCAAAACCACCAAGGGGGAUAAAUACGUGAUGCAUGAGGAGUUCACUCGCAAUGGCAAAGCCCUAGAACUUUUCCUUCAGGAUUAUUUUGAUGGCAAGCUGAAACGUUACCUGAAAUCGGAGCCAAUUCCAGAAAACAAUGAUGGGCCUGUGAAGGUUCUGGUAGCUGAGAACUUUGAUGAAAUUGUGAACGACGACACCAAGGAUGUGCUGAUUGAAUUCUACGCUCCCUGGUGUGGCCACUGCAAGAGUUUGGAGCCAAAAUAUAAGGAGCUCGGAGAGAAGUUGGCAGCUGAUCCCAACAUUGUUAUUGCUAAGAUGGAUGCAACAGCCAAUGAUGUGCCUUCACCUUAUGAAGUCCGAGGGUUCCCUACAAUUUAUUUUUCCCCAAUGGGCAAAAAGCAAAGUCCAAAGAAAUAUGAGGGAGGGCGUGAAAUAAAUGACUUACUUGGCUACUUGAAGAAAGAAGCUAAAUACCCACCUGCUGUGGAGUUGGAGGACAAGAAAUCGAAAAAGAAGAAGGGAAAGAAGGAAGAGUUGUAAAUUGCUCACUUAAUAAACGCACCUCAUCUGUGAAAAUAUCGGGAUAUGCAAGAAGUAAUUGGAACCAGGCUUGGGUUAGAGAGAUCUGUGGUGGUGGUGGUGUCACUUUCUAAGAAAAAUCCAUAAUUGGCCAUUCUAGUCCCAUUCUGUAUCAAAUUUUUAACAUGCACUAUUGACAUUGACAAGUUACUGAAUCUCAAAAGGGGCAGAAAUAUUCAGGUUUUGUUUUGGUCUUAUUUUGUACUGGUGAAUGUUUUUGUACAUUUUGAACAAUAAACCCCUUUAAACCG